CGCCAUGAUGGUAACUUCUAACUAACGACACUCUCAGAUAAUCCUACCAGGCAUUACCGCCAGAUCCUUCAUUUCUGAUCAGUGUAUACACCCUCCUUCAUAAGCAUGUAAAGGAAGCAAAUUUUACACUUGAUUAUACUCCCAUCUCCUAAAAAAAGUAUUCAUCUUCGUCUAAAAAACUUUGUAUUAUAGUCCAUACCAAUACAAUAAACCAUAAUUUCCAAUCCAAACAUUAGCAACACAAGUCCUAGAUGCCUUGGUAGAUAUGGCCCAAUAAAUGCAAGACCUAUGAGCCAUGAUGUCCCAACCCAUCCGACAAAAUACUAUGAUACCAAAUCUACUUAUCCAUGAAGAUAGAUCUCCUAUGGAUAAAAUAGUUGAAGGCCACCAUUUCCAAUCAAACCGAGGGAACAAAAAAUUAAAGCCUCAAGGUUCAAAACAACCAUACUCCCCACAAGAUAUAUGUUCUCACUUUAUCAAAAUCAAAGAAAGAAGUAAGAGGAAAGCAUUCAAUCCUUCAUUGAUAAGAAAAGAAGUAAAAGAGUUGCAAAAUCACAACAAAGCAACCCAAGUUUUCGCCACAUUGGAGAAUCUCAUCAGAUCAUACUACGAGAUGACUUUUCAAAGGCCCAACCCUGAACUGGUACAAAUCUCUUUCCAUGGGAAGUAUCUAUAGCUACACUCAGCUUGAAGCCAAGUUCGAAGUUAUUUCGUGGCUUCCAAAAGGCAAGAAAAAGAAAACUUUCAUUUGCUUAGCAUCAUCCAACAAGAAGGAGAGCAUGUCUCGGUCAAUUUGAAGUGAUUCCACAACUAGUAGUCACGAAUUCGAAAGAAGCAAUUAUUAUCUCUACAUUAAUCAAUGGCAUAAGAACCCAUAAAUUAAAGUUCUAGGUAGUUGAGAACCAAGUAAAAACAUAUUUCAAAGCUAUGAAGCAAGCAUACGUCAUUUGAUAUCUCUAACUCGUUUGAUAUCUCGUAAGUCUGGAAAAGUUUAUGUUGCGGAAAGAGGGGAGGCUUAAAGAGAAGUGUUCAAUAAUGAUGAUGAUCCUAGAUUCAACAGAAAUAGAAAAUAUAUAUUCUUCGCCGUUCCAAAUGAAUUUUUGGCGUCCCAAUUUGUCAUACUCCUAAAUUUGCCAAAAAUUAAAUCUUUGUAUGAAUAUCACAAGUAGCACAGUCAUACACUUUCCUAAUAUCGCGAAUUGAAAAGAAUCUUGCAUCAAUAUGCGGACACAGGAAAGUUAACACUUAGAUCGAUAAAAGAUUAUACUCACAUCUUUUGGAAGGACCCCUAAAGGCAGUGCCUACUUGUCCAUCCAUGCAAUUCAAAGAUACAAUAAGUCAUUGCAACAACCACAUACUGAAUGUGUUAAGCGGAAUCACAAAAAAUAAUUUCUUAACAUCUAAAAACAGAUCACAAGCAUAUAACUUUUGUAAUUAUCAAAAUAGAAGAACACGGUACCCUUGAUGUGUGAAUUUCACGUUAUAAAAUCGAGUAUGUAUUAUACUAAAACAAAGAUAUCAGAGCAUCAAUCAUAUUCAUUGUUCCUUUAUUGUUGGUCCACAAGCUCCAAUCGAAUCACCAUGUAUAUCUUUACACAAUAAGAAAACUACUUUCUUAUUAUUUUUUGGAGUAGAAAUGGUGCUUGUAGAAAAAGAAAAUUCUAAGUAAUUAUGAUAUCAAAUGAUUAUAUGAGCAAAUGUAUCUUACAUACAUAAAGCUCAUUUUACUUCAUUUGUCUUACUUAAGAAAAUAACUCUAUUAAGAUACAAAUACCUUCAUAUGCAUUGUUUAAUAAGUUUCAAGUAACAUAAUGACGAUAAUAUCUCCUUAUAUAGGUCUUAGUUUGCUAUAUACUACCACUAUAGUGCCAAUAACCAUUUUGUGUUAUUUGGUACUCCCUCCAAUUCAC
Messenger RNA from Amaranthus tricolor (Joseph's coat), 1910 nucleotides. RefSeq lists its product as uncharacterized. Lineage: Eukaryota; Viridiplantae; Streptophyta; Magnoliopsida; Caryophyllales; Amaranthaceae. The transcript is spliced from 2 exons. Bases 296 to 676 code for a protein of 126 amino acids. The record is from RefSeq and is a predicted model, not a curated record.